This is a messenger RNA of Mugil cephalus (flathead mullet), 6818 nucleotides long. RefSeq names its product GLI family zinc finger 2a (gene gli2a). Gene Ontology annotation, cellular component: nucleus. The coding region runs from base 501 to 5057 and encodes 1518 amino acids. The record is from RefSeq and is a predicted model, not a curated record. NCBI's taxonomy places the organism in Eukaryota, Metazoa, Chordata, Actinopteri, Mugiliformes, Mugilidae. The transcript is spliced from 14 exons. Gene Ontology annotation, biological process: regulation of transcription by RNA polymerase II; smoothened signaling pathway. Gene Ontology annotation, molecular function: DNA-binding transcription factor activity, RNA polymerase II-specific; RNA polymerase II cis-regulatory region sequence-specific DNA binding.
CAGAUCAGCAGCCUGAAGAUCUCAACACCACCGCAUGUCUCUACAACAACUGCCGUGAGAGGGCCGUACCGCUUUCAGUUCCAAACUUUUACGCGCACUACAGAGAAAGGAAAAAAAAAGACUAUUACGCAUCAUGUUAGUUUGUUGAACAAAAGCGCGCAAAGAACGCACUCAAGAGCGCACCACUCGGAGAAGAUGGAUUUUAAGAAAAACUUAGACGCGACUCAAGCUUCGCACUGAGUCGCUCCCUGGGAUAGAGGAGGUGUAAUGCAAACUUUGCGCGUUUCAAAACUUUUCUUGACUCGGUUCAUGGCGUUUUGCGUCCAUUCCGGAGAGACUUGUUUGCGCGUUUUGCGUUCAGCGGCGGUGCCAGUUCAGUUCUAGUUUACGGGAAUCGGACUUCUGGCAAAGUUUUCAUCGGACAAAAAGACGGGAGUAGAAGAGGCUUCGGCUUCGAAAAGUGACGGCAGCGAAGGUUGUGACCGAAAUUGAAGAGCAGCAUGGAAACUUCGACUCCCACGGCCACCGACAAGAAGGAGUGUAAGAGCUCUGGCCUGGAUGGAACCAGCUUCUCAGAACUCCCAAAGAAACCGUCACCAACCACUCUGACCAGAGGCACCCACCACCUUUUCCCCACUUUUCACACACCCAUCCCCAUCGACAUGCGGCACCAUGAGGGCCGGUACCAUUAUGAGCCACACCCACUCCACUCUAUGCAUGGACCUCCAGGACUGACAGGCAGUCCAGUCAUCUCAGAUAUUUCUCUGAUCCGCCUGUCACCCCAUGCAGCGGCUGGUACGGGUGAGUCGCCGUUCAGCCCUCCGCAUCCUUAUGUCAGCCCCCACAUGGAGCACUACCUACGUUCAGUACAUGGAAGUCCUACCCUCUCUAUGAUCUCAGCUGCCCGAGGACUGAGCCCCGCCGAAGUAACCCAUGAACACUUGAAGGACCGUGCCCUGUUCAGUCUCCCGCCGCCACCCCCUGGGGCCAACCCUACAGAAUACUACCACCUGAUGGCCAGUGCCAGUCAGAGAACUCCCUAUGGUGACCUGCUGAUGCAAAGUGGCGCAGCGGCUGCAGCGGCAGCAGCAGCAGCGGCGGCUGCAGCUCAUCUACCAGAUUACAUCAGCCCACUUGAUGUGUCACGGUUUUCGAGCCCGAGGCUGACGCCACGACUGAGCAGGAAGAGGGCGCUGUCCAUCUCGCCUCUGUCAGAUGCCAGCAUUGACUUGCAGACCAUGAUCCGCACCUCGCCCAACUCCCUAGUGGCCUACAUCAACAACUCCCGCUCCAGCUCGGCUGCCAGCAGCUCCUAUGGACACCUUUCCGUCGGAGGGAUCAGCCCCACCUUCAGCUUCCCCCAUCCCAUCAACCCAGUGGCCUACCAGCAGCUGCUGUCCCAGCAGAGGGGUCUCAAUGCCUUCGGCCACACGCCUCCUCUCGUUCAACCGUCGCCAUCCUCUUUCUCCGCCCGUCAACACCCCCUCACCGCUUCAACCAUGUCCACCCACAACAACUCCACCUCUGAGGUAAAUCAGAACGCCAGUGGAGACCCAGCAGUCAGCAGCACAGUCAACCCACUGACUACCAAGAGGUCAAAGGUUAAGACUGAAGCAGAGGGUCCACUGCCCAUUUCACCAUCUUCUCAGGAUCAUGGUGGAGGGAUCUUGGACCUGAGUGAAGAUCUGGAUAAAGAUGAAUGCAAACAGGAGCCCGAGGCCAUAUAUGAGACCAACUGCCACUGGGAGGGCUGUUCCAAGGAGUAUGACACCCAGGACCAACUCGUUCAUCACAUCAAUAAUGACCACAUCCAUGGUGAGAAGAAGGAGUUUGUGUGUCGCUGGGAGGAGUGCUCACGGGAGAAGAAGCCCUUCAAAGCCCAGUACAUGCUCGUGGUUCACAUGAGACGACACACGGGGGAGAAGCCGCAUAAAUGCACAUUUGAAGGGUGCUCCAAAGCUUACUCCCGCCUGGAGAACCUAAAAACUCACCUCAGGUCCCACACUGGGGAGAAGCCCUAUGUGUGUGAGCAUGAAGGCUGCAAUAAGGCCUUCUCCAAUGCCUCUGACCGAGCCAAGCACCAGAACCGCACACACUCAAAUGAGAAACCGUACGUGUGCAAAAUCCCAGGCUGCACGAAGCGCUACACGGACCCAAGCUCUCUCAGGAAGCAUGUCAAGACAGUCCACGGACCCGAAGCCCACGUGACCAAAAAACAACGAAGCGAUGUUCCUCCAAGGCCGCAACCACCCAAAGGCAACGGGGAGAAUGAGGCGAACUCUAAGCAUGGUUCCAGAGGCACGGAUGGCAAGAUUGAGGCCAACAGCACCUCUAGAGGAAUGGAGGACUGCCUACAAAUCAAAUCUAUCAAGACAGAGAACUCUAUGACGUAUCAGUCCAGCCCUGGCGGCCACUCAUCAUGCAGCAGUGAGCCAUCGCCUCUCAGCAGUGCCAACAACAACGACAGUGGGGUAGAGAUGGCCAUGCACAGCGGGGGCAGCUUCGGGGACCUCAGCGCACAGGAGGAGUGUCCCAUGGUUGACUCAACUGUUCCUACUGGGGGACAGGUGGGGGUGGGGCUUCAGUUGAGGAAAGCUGUGGGUCAUGGUGGCGCGGUUACCAUCAAGCUGGAAAACAUCAAAAAGGAAAGGCUGAAGACAGUGAGGGACUCCUGCCCCUGGGUUAACUCUGCACCACAGCCACCACAGGGCCAACGCAACAGUAUGAAGCUGCCUCCCAUACCUGCAGUCGGUUCCCUGCUGGAGAGCUCAAAUGCGAUAAAUAACUUCAGUGGUUCGUAUCCUGGUCCACGCAUGGGUGACCUCUCGGUAACGCUGCUGAAUCAGCUAAAUGAGCGUCGGGACAGCAACACCAGCACCAUCAGCUCAGCUUACACCUUGAGUCGACGUUCCUCCGGUAUUUCACCCUGCUAUUCCAGCCGUCGCUCUAGUGAAACAUCCCAGUUUGGCGCUAACCGUCACAACAACAUCAGUUCAGCUGAUUCCUAUGACCCAAUCUCCACCGAUCUGUCUCGCCGCUCCAGCGAGGCUAGCCAUUGUGGAGGUGGAGGUGUUGGUGGAGGAGGAAGCGGAGGCCUCCCAAGUCUUCUCAGUCUUACACCAGCUCAGCAUUAUCGGCUUAAGGCAAAAUAUGCUGCUGCCACUGGUGGAGCUCCACCCACCCCUCUUCCCAAUAUGGAUCGAAUGAGCCUGAGGACGCGCAUGGCACUCUAUAAUGACUCCCAGGAAGGUUCAUCGCACCUUUACCAUCAGCCACCUCCUGGAACUGUGCCAAGGCGAAGCAGCGAUAUUGGAUAUGGCACACAUAGCAUGAUGCCCCAUGAAGUACCCACCAACCUUCCACGUCGUGCCAGUGACCCAGUGCGUCGUCCCACACUGGACCCUCUCUCCUUUCCGAGAGUCCAACGCUAUAACAGCAUGAACAGCAUGAACCCCAUGAAUGCUCAUUCAUCUGCAGAACGCCACCAGGCAUUGGCUAUGCAGGGCUACACUCGAUCAGAUGGAAGCCUGCAACGGUACCCCUUUGCCCCUAGACCUCCUAGUAUUUCUGAGAAUGUAGCCAUGGAGAACAUGGCAGUAGAUGGAAUGAUGGCUGGAGGGGAGCAGAGUGGAGAAGAUGACAUGGUGCUUCCAGAUGAUGUGGUACAGUACCUCAGGUCACAGAAUUCUGGGCCUUCAGGACACAACUUGGGGCAAAUUGACUAUAACUCUAACAAUCAGACUCAGGGCUACCAAACAGCCAUGGCCCCUCCAGCAUCAUUUUGUGCGCAGAGGAGGAUGGCCAUGGUGGAUGCCACCAUGGCUCAAUCUGCUCAGGAUAUGCAGUCCUGCCACAUGGGUCCUAAUGGCUCCCAGCAGUCUUUCUCAGCACCAUCAGACAACAUGAACAAGAAUAACAUGCCGGUGCAGUGGAAUGAGGUGAGCUCAGGGACGGUGGACACCGCAACCAAGCUUUCAAAACAACCACAGCAUCCUCUUAGGGGGAACCUAGCUGUUGGUCAGCAGAGGCACACCUUUGGAUCAUUCCAGGCACACGGUCAGGGCUUGAGCAGCAACCAGCAGGUUUUGCCUAUGAGUCAAAAUAUAUCUAUGCAGGGGUAUGCAAACCACAGCAGCCAGAGGCUGGACAUCACUGCCCAGCAGCAUCAGCAACUGAGGCAAUGCAACAAUGUAAACUUUAAUGAGCAAAUGAGCCCUCAGCAAGGGUUUGGUCAAGAGGCGAUUCCAAAUUCCAUAUCUGGGAGCACUACCAUGAGACCUACCUGCAACAGUAUGGUAGAUCCAGAACUGCAAAGUCACAGAGGAAGGACACAGAGUGAUGGGUAUUCACAACUGAACCAAGUGGAUCAGCAGCAAAAUUACAACAUUCUUUCCCAACAGCAGCACAUCCAAAAUGGAGGCAGAGGAAUGUUACAACCCAGACCCCCUACAGAACCCAAGUCUAUUGUCAGGCAACACACAGGGUCUAGCAUGAUACAACAGAGUCGAAUACCCAAGUCAUCAGAAUUGGGCUCCAAUCAUGGUAAUGACACCUCUGAGGCAAGUCCAAAGAGGCCCAGUGGGUCAGUGGCACAGAGCAGCAACUCAGAAAAUCAUAAUGCUGCUGUGUUCUACUCAGGCCAGAUUCAUAUGUUUCAGCCAGCCACCGUCAGCUUUGAUGCCCCCAUGUCCCCAUGUGCCAGCCAGGCUCCUGUGAGCAACAAUACGACUGCGGCCAACAUGGCCUCACCAGGAGUGAACCAGGUCUCCAGCAGUACGGCGGAUUCUUCCACCGGUGGAUGUGGGAACACAGAGCAUGCCCAAAUUGACUUUGACACCAUGCUCGAUGACGGUGAUCACUCCAGUCUAAUGUCAGGCACCCUGAGCCCUGGCCUACUGCAGAGCCUGUCCCAGAGUUCCUCACGCCUCACCACCCCCCGCAACUCUGUCACCCUUGCGUCUGUACCGGCAGGGAUUGGCAACAUGGCCAUUGGCGACAUGAGCUCCAUGCUCACCGCCUUGGCUGAAGAAAGCAAGUUUCUCAACAUGAUAAGCUGAGAGCGAUUAAACACCUCAUCAUCCAUCCAUUCUUACGAUGUCUAUCAGGAAUACAUGGACAACACAAGAAAGCACUGAUUGUAUUAUUCAAAACUGAUCAUUUCAUACACUCAGUCAUUGUCCAGUAAUAUGCCUGUCUUGUAAUAUUUGCUUCAGAUUAUAAUAUGUUACAUUUAAAACUUAUAAUAAAUAUAGCUAGGGUUAAGGACUUUUUCUAUCAUUCUUGUUUUGAAAGCCAUACUUUUUAGCUACAAAUCUGUGACAGCCCAGGGUAUAUAAAUGCAUCAGAAACAAUUGCCAUUCAGUAUUUGCUGUAAUAGGCCUUUAGAAAGCAGUGCACUGAUAGCAGCCCCAUAGUGCCUUGCUGAGUACCAUCAAGGUUGAACAUCCGAGCACAGUUACCAGAAAAAUGGACAUGUGUACAUAUCAGAUAAUGUUUUCUCAUGAAACCGUUACGUGUGUAGAUUGUACUAUAUGGUACUUUUCUUUAUGCUAUAGGCUUCUGACGUUUAAACUAGGGCUGUCAAAAACACCUUGUGGUAUAAACAGAUCCUACCAAUUAAUGAAAGAGGACUAAACAUUUUACGAUUGUGUUGUUUUUCGGUUACAGUUUGUUUUUACAGUUGGGUUUUUUUACAGUUUGCAGUCAUUAAACACUGUUACAAGCAAAGUGCACCCAUUUGGGACACUACCACAUACCCCAAAAUGGCAGUGUGUGCAAUUUGUAACAGGCAGGUUCUUACAGAACUACAGCUUGCUAAAUGGAGUGCUACACUGCCAACAGGUGCUUAGAGCUCUGUUCAUUAUUGAAUAAAGCCCAGGCUAAACAAAUUAUGGUUGAAGAAACAUAUGUAUGAUGUCUAUUUUAAAUAUAAGAAAGAAACAUUAACUGUUAUUGCAAUUUAUAUAUGCACUUAAAUCUAUUACACUGCAGCACAGGAAACAAAAACAAGUGUUGUAUUGCAGCUACCUGUUCCAUGCACAACUGUUUUUUUUUAUCACUAAGUUUUAAUUGCAUAUACAUUUUGGAAAAACAUUUCUUUAAUAUUGUGACGUAUGUUUUUUUUAAAUAACUAAACUCAAGAAAACUUAAUAUGUAAUCAAUCCUAUUCAAUGAGAUUGCAAUUAAAAAAAAAAAAAACUAAAGCAUUUGACAGCCCUAGCUUAAACAUGUGGUUGUUCAACAUUAUAAGCCACAGAUAUUAAGUGCUUUUUGAUCAUGGUCUGAGCUCUCGGGGAUGGUAAAAUCGGAUUUCCUUCUUUCCUCUCUGGAUCAGAGACAUAAACUCUGUAUGGUCCAUCUCACAAGGGGAAACGAUUGAAAAGGACAAGGAUAUGGCUGUGUGUUAGUCUAUCAGGGCACGUGUGCCCAUGUGUAUCUGAUGAGGGGCAUUCUCUAAAAGAAUAUACAAGUACCUCUGUGUGUUCUCAGUAGAGAUCCAACUCUAAUUAACACAUUCAUACUCCCCCUCAUUGCACCCCAUAUCUCCCCUGGGUUCUUGAUGAACUGCAGAGUGCAGGAAGGGACUCAGACUUUGAUAAUGAAAUCCUGUUUCGGACAGGAUUGGCGAACUAGGUCUGCAAAUUCCUCAUUUUUAUUAUGUUUGCUGAAUUUCUAAGUAGCCUUUCCAAUGUUUGUGUGUAUGCUACCAUCCACUUUUACUAUGCUCAGUGCGUGUGCGUUUGUUUGUUUGUGUGUGAGUGUGUGUAUAUAGCUUUUGUACAUUUCAAAUAAAGUAUCAUCUUUUUUUUCUGUUUAAA